CUCCUUCCAUAGCAUCGACGCCGUCGACGCGCACAACGCCCUCUGCUGCGGGACCGUUUGCUGGAGAGACGGAUACGACAUGGGAUUCAUCACAGUUGGCACCGUCACCUUCGAUGAUGUCAGUCGCUUUAUAUGAUGGAAGAGACGUCUCCUUCGAAACAUCGGUUUUGAGGCCAACUGGAUCAGUUUAUUCAUCGGGCGAUAGGAUGAGCACAAUUCCUGAGACACAGUCUGCCAUUACGCCUUACGAGCUACUACCGUCUCCUAUUACAUGGACUGAAGCGUCACUUUCUCCGGUGACAUUUCCUCCUUCAUCUUCGACUCCCGCGCCUGAAUCUCCUUCUGUUUUGUACUUGAGUCCUCCUGGACCGACUAGCUUUACGCGGACUCCCUCAAGUGCCUCCACCAGCUCGUACAGCUCCGACAGAACCAUUGAUACCUCUUUCCUCGAUUCAAGCUCUGUUAUUGAAGAGUGGGAAAUGGAAGAAGCGAGAACCCCCCGGUCCCUUCCUUCAACAUAUCCCAGUUUGUUGACGACACCGAUUGCAUCUGCCGCACCGUCUGGUGUACCAUCCAUGGCCCCUUCUACUCUUCCUUCUGUUGCGCCUUCUGCCGUCCCUUCUGUUGCGGCAUCGGCGGUGCCGUCUGUAGUGUCAUCUUCGAGAUCUGGAACACCUCUUCCGGUACGCCCCCGUAGCAUACAAACACCGCCUGUAUCAACGCCAUCGGAACCACCGUCGGUGCGGGCUCCCUCUGAGCGAGCACCAACGCGGCCUCCAUCAACACGAGCACCGUCUGAGCGAGCUUUGUCAGCACGAACACCAUCGAUAGUACCAACAUCGCCUGUCCCAACGCCGCCUGUCCCGUCGUCGUCGGUGUCAACGCCAUCGAUCCCAACGCCCCCAUCGGGCCCAACACCGCCGUCGGUCCCAACACCAUCAGUCCCAACACCCUCCGUCCCGACGCCGUCGGUCCGCACGCCGACUGGUAUUUCGCCUUCGGUCAGUCUAUCUACGCCUCGAGGGGAUACAACACAGAGAGAGUCAUGGUCCGACACGGUGUCGUUGGCAACUCCAACUCCGCGUCAAGUGUCUCGCAAUAUUUUUGAUGAUCUGGAUAAUCUGGCCAACGAAAUUCGUGAAUAUGAUCAGAACCGGGAGGAUGAAAACAAUGAUUUACAGAACAUGCUUAGGGGAAUUCAUAAUGGCAUCAGAGAACUAUCUGGUCUUGUUCAUCCUCGUAGCCCGCCUGAACCUGUCCGACCAGAGCUUGUUGAGGAACGAGUGGGAGGCAGCAGCGUUAUGUCGGAGGAGAUCGAGACUCCCCAUGACUUUAGGCUCGUACCCUCCGAACUGGCUCCAUCGAGUUUGGAUAGUAGCGUGUCGUUCCUAUCGUCCCCCUACAGUCUGCGUUUCCCUCCAACGGAAAGGGCGGACUCUCCCACCCCAUGGGAUUCUGUGAGCGCAUUCUCUCCACCUUCGUCUUCGUCAUCGUCUUCGUCGUCAUCAUCAAGUCCUUCGUCCCGUGUAUCUUCGCCCGAGAGGGAGCCAACAGACGGCUCCGUGACACCCAUACCAAGGAGGCCUCCACCCUCGCCGCCUAUACCAAUUCCGCCACCGACUAUGCCUCUCCCUAUUCCGGCACCUGUUCAGGCUCCGCUCGUUCCCCCACCCAGUAGUUCUUCGUCUUCAUCUGACGUGGUUCAGAUGCCUGAUUAUUCGGACAUUUUGGCUUCUAUCAAGGAUGAUCUACGAUCAUUGAUUGAUGGACAAGGGUCGAUGGCUGACUUAAUUCGAUCCCGUCCCGCGCCAGAUAACAGUGACGUACUCGAAAGGCUGGGCAGAUUGGAGGACUUACUUCAGGGUUUGUGUGACAAAGUUCGUCAAGGCCCAUCUUCUCCUCCGCAAGGUCCUCGCGAUGUUCCACCCGAGUCUGAAGCAUCAACGCCUCGGCCACCUGCACCGCCCUUUCCGGAGCCUGGAAUCGUGCCGCCUGCACCCGUGUUUCCGCCGCCUUUCCAACCGAUGCCAGAGCCUGAGGUUCCUCCCCCGCCUCUACCUCGGUCUCCUCCCCCGCGUAUGCCCGAGCCUCAUGUACCUCCACCCCCAGAGUCAGAGCCCGAUGGAUCGUCUUCAUCAGGAAGUUAUUUCCUUGAUAGAUUUGAAGACCUUUUAGACAACUUGAGGCGAGGUCAAACUAUUGCUCCUACUCCGCGACCUGCUCCCGGAACACGACCCUCAGUUCUUCAAGAACUCGACAAUUUGAUCUCUGGUCGACUUGAAAGCUCUCAUGUAACGCCACCAGAACCCUUUAGAGGAUUGCGGUUUGUUCCAGGUCUCAGGCCUAGAGAGAGCAUAGAAUCACUGUUGCAGACACGUCCGGCGACAGAGCCUCCUCCGACGCAGUUUCCCGAUAUGGGCCCUCCUCGUCCCUCUGGUCCUGGUCGCCCAAGAGCACAGCCCCGACGAGGUCCCAGAGUUCCACGGCGCCAGCGCCAGCAGCCGCAGCCCCCACAGCAACCGCCCCCACAAGCACCGUACCAGCAGCCGCCACUAUCAUCGCCGCCUUCGCCUUCGCCUGUUGUUCCUCCACCCCCAAUCUUUGAUCGACAGGCGGAUGUGCCCCAAGAGCGACGACCUACACGAGGACCAACUCCAAGGCCCGUCCUACCUACCAACUUGUACGACGAUGGCCCUGACCGUACGCAAUCUGCGCCGCCACCAUCACAAUUGGGUCGUGAUGAAGACGUUCAUGGGGAGAGUUGGUAUAGACGCCGACCACCCGGUGAUGCCGGUCCAAGUGGGCCUGGUUAUGGUGUCCCUCCUCCUCCAGUUCUACCGCAACAGCCAGCAGUGGGUCCCCAAUAUAUGCCUAUGCCGCCAGGACCUAUCCGCGUGGAUCUACCCCAGGAGUUUAAUACCAUUCUGGCCAUCCUUCGUGAAAACCGAUUGGCUCAACUUGCGACCGUAGAUCAACAACGAGAACUCAUGCGAUAUUUGCGAGGGCUAAACGGAUGGCUAGAAAAUGACGUCCAGGACCGACAGAACGAAAUUCGAGGAGUGAUUGCUCGAGUGGAACAAUUGGGCAAUGAAAUCCGUGGUUUGCGCAGUGGCGGACGUGAGUGUAUCUAUGCCUACACAGUAACACAAUGCUCAACAAAUUUCAGGCCCUCCUUCUGAUGGUUCUUCAAGCUCGGGUUCGUCAGAAGGAAGCUCUCCGGACCAAGGGGCAGUACCGUUUCCCACGCAAAUACCUGGAAUGCCGCCUGGUUUUGUUCCCGAUGCUCAGCAGGGUGCUCCUGGUCCGCCAAUGCCACAGCCUGUGGUACCUCCUGAACAAUACGUCAUUAAUCAACCUGCGCCGGUUAUUCCAGGAUUUGGUCAACCCGCACCAGUGAUUCCUCCAAUGUCGGGAUAUCCUCAGCACCCGCCAGUGAUUCCUCCGAUGACGGGAUAUGAUCAGCCUGCUCCUGUGAUUCCACCCAUGGGUGGUUAUCCAAUGCCUCAGCCUGUUGUACCAGGUGUAA
Messenger RNA from Desarmillaria tabescens, 3526 nucleotides. RefSeq lists its product as uncharacterized. The record is from RefSeq and is a predicted model, not a curated record. The transcript is spliced from 6 exons. The coding region runs from base 114 to 3179 and encodes 1021 amino acids. Lineage: Eukaryota; Fungi; Basidiomycota; Agaricomycetes; Agaricales; Physalacriaceae.